UUCUACUUUAUCAUUAUCUUUACAAAUAUGUGAAUUACUACUCUUGAAUUAUGAAUGCUUCUCUUUAUAAACUAUUCUACACUUCAGUUUUAUUCUGACUCCUUAUUCGUCAGUCUUAUCUUACUUUAAAUUCACUGUGAAAUGAUAUGUGCCAAAUAUGUGCUGUUCUAAAACCUUCAAUGUGGGAGUCCUGAAAUCGUUCUGGGUUGAAAUUAUUUUAUGUACAAUUUUAGUGUCAACUUGUUUUGAGAGUAUAUUCUGCAAUGAAUUUGAAAACAACUUAUUUUUGGAACCCUAUAUGUGUGAAAACCACAGCUCUUCAUGUGCACAUCAGGUAGCAUCAAAUGACUCUGAUGAUUUCUGCAGGAUCACUUACUUUCCUAGAGAUUCUGAAGCUUGUCAGUCUUCUGCCUUCAAAGGGGACAAUGAUAUGGCAGAAGAGAUCGGAGACAUGAAAAUCAUAUCUUACCUGAUUACCGACACUGAAGAUGGUCUUCCCAUUACUGCAUUUAACAUUUCAUUUACCAAAAUAAAAUGGUCAAAAGCCAGGAUAAGAUUCGUGAGAAAGUCGAUGGGAAGGGAUGAGCUGGCUCCGCUACCAGAGGCUUGUCGUGAGUUUGAGAUGCCGAGUCGGCAUGCAGACGACGCAGUGCUCUACUUCGACUGUCUUUGGUCUGACAGAUCGUACGAAGGACAAAUCUACCAGUUCCAGUACAUUGCCACUCCUUGGUUUGGAAACCCCCAAGCUUUCAACUAUGCGUUUUUCGUCCCUAAUGGACGACGGAGAAUGCCUACAGUUCACAUGGCCGACUACCAACUGUUCAUGGUGGUUGAUGUUUCUGCUCUUCCGGUCAUACGAUUGCGAAUUCAAGUCGCUCCUCCACAUUACAAUAUAACUAGGUACCGUGUCCACUUGUGGCGCAGUUCCCGCCAGCCCGACGGCAACUCCUGGGUCGUCCACUCAGAGAUUCUAACCACUCCUCCCAACACCCCCGUGGACACCGUGCUCACCGUAGAGUAUGACUCUGAGUACAAACCGGGAGUGUACAACUUUACAGCUCUGCCCCUGCACUCCCAUUGCACCGAGCACAACCCUUGCACUUUGUCUAGGGCACCCGAGGUGCUGAUAGUCGCCAGUCCUGAGAUGCCGCUUCUCAUCGGCAUCGUGGGUACAGUCAUCCUCAUCCCUGUCUUCCUCACUGCGUACUUCAUCUGGAGAAGGUCUUGUGCACAGAAACCAACUGGUGAUGAACCGAGACUGCCCCCCAAAGUAUUGCUGAUAUACAACCACAACUAUCCCCAGCACGUAGACGAGAUGAUAGAAUUCCAUCAUUAA
Molecule: messenger RNA, 1336 nt
Organism: Macrosteles quadrilineatus (aster leafhopper)
Lineage: Eukaryota; Metazoa; Arthropoda; Insecta; Hemiptera; Cicadellidae
Exons: 8
Coding region: 158-1336 (392 amino acids)
Source: RefSeq, a predicted model, not a curated record